Messenger RNA from Colletotrichum karsti, 5049 nucleotides. RefSeq names its product clathrin heavy chain. Gene Ontology annotation, biological process: Golgi to endosome transport; receptor-mediated endocytosis; intracellular protein transport. The record is from RefSeq and is a predicted model, not a curated record. The coding region runs from base 1 to 5049 and encodes 1682 amino acids. Gene Ontology annotation, cellular component: actin cortical patch; clathrin coat of coated pit; clathrin complex. Lineage: Eukaryota; Fungi; Ascomycota; Sordariomycetes; Glomerellales; Glomerellaceae. Gene Ontology annotation, molecular function: structural molecule activity; clathrin light chain binding. The transcript has 4 exons.
AUGGCGCCUCUACCCAUCAAGUUCCAGGAGCUUAUCCAGCUCCAGACUGCCGGCGUUGAGGAUUCUUCGAUCGGCUUCAACUCCUGCACACUCGAGUCAGAUUCCUACGUGUGUAUCCGGGAAAAGAAAAACGAAGCUGCUCAGCCCGAGGUCGUCAUCGUCGACCUGAAGAACGGCAACAAUGUGACACGACGCCCUAUCAAGGCCGACAGUGCCAUCAUGCACUGGACCAAGCAAGUCAUCGCUCUCAAGGCGCAAUCGAGAACACUCCAGAUCUUCGACCUCGAGAAGAAGGCCAAACUCAAGUCCACCACGAUGAACGAGGACGUCCAAUACUGGAAGUGGAUUAGCGAGACCUCAUUGGGCCUCGUCACAGAUUCCGCCGUCUACCAUUGGGACGUCUACGAUGCCACCCAGGCCGCGCCUGUCGAGGUCUUCAAGCGCAACGCCAACCUGAACGGCUGCCAAAUCAUCAACUACCGAACCAACGCCGAAGGAAAGUGGAUGGUUGUUGUCGGUAUUUCCCAACAACAGGGCCGCGUUGUCGGCUCGAUGCAGCUGUACUCUAGGGACCGCGGCAUCAGCCAGGCCAUCGAGGGUCACGCUGCUGCCUUCGGUUCGCUGCGCUUGGAGGGUGCUCCUGCCGACACCAAGCUCUUCACCUUCGCCGUGAGGACAGCAACCGGUGCGAAGCUCCACAUCGUCGAGGUCGACCACGCCGAAUCGAACCCCGUUUUCCAAAAGAAAGCCGUCGACAUCUUCUUCCCUCCCGAAGCCGUCAGCGAUUUCCCCGUGGCCAUGCAGGUGUCGCAAAAGUACGGUGUCAUUUUCAUGGUCACCAAGUAUGGAUUCAUCCAUGUUUACGACCUCGAGACCGCCGCCUGCAUUUUCAUGAACCGCAUCUCCAGCGACACCAUCUUCACCACCUGCCCCGACACCGAGUCCCGCGGCAUCGUUGGCAUCAACCGAAAGGGUCAAGUGCUCUUCGUCUCGAUCGACGACGCCAAUGUCAUCCCCUACCUUCUCCAGAACCCGGCCAACACCGACAUGGCAAUCAAGAUGGCAUCAAGAGCUGGCCUCCCUGGUGCUGAUAAUCUGUACGCCCGCCAGUUCGAGCAGCUCUUCAACAGCGGCUCGUACAUGGAGGCGGCCAAGGUUGCGGCCAACUCUCCCCGCCAAUUCCUCCGAACCGCCGAGACGAUCGAGAGAUUCAAGUCCCUGCCCCAGCAGCCCGGCCAGAUGUCUUUUGUUCUGCAAUACUUUGGCCUCCUGCUCGACAAGGGCGCGCUCAACGAGCACGAGUCUAUUGAGCUCGCUCAGCCCGUUCUGGCGCAGAACCGUCUUAACUUGUUGGAGAAGUGGCAAAAGGAGGGCAAGCUCACUGCGUCCGAGAGACUCGGUGACCUUGUUCGCCCUCACGACCUGAACAUGGCCCUCACCAUGUACCUCAAGGCCAACGUUCCCCACAAGGUGGUCGCUGGCUUCGCUGAGACCGGUCAAUUCGAGAAGAUCCUGCCCUACGCCGCCCAGGUUGGCUACCAGCCAGACUACGUGCAACUCCUCCAGCACAUCGUUCGUGUAAACCCUGAGAAGGGUGCAGAGUUCGCCACUGCCCUGGCGAACCACGAGGGCGGUUCUCUGGUCGAUAUCGAGAGAGUCGUCGACAUUUUCCAGUCCCAGGGCAUGAUCCAGCAAGCAACCGCGUUCCUGCUGGACGCUCUGAAGGACAACAGGCCUGACCAGGGCCAUCUCCAGACCCGCCUUUUGGAGAUGAACCUCAUGAACGCUCCUCAGGUUGCCGACGCCAUCCUUGGAAACGACAUGUUCUCUCACUUCGACAAGACGAGGAUCGCAACUCUCUGCGAGCAGGCCGGCUUGGCUCAGAAGGCCCUGGAGCUCUACGAGGACCCCGCGGCCGUCAAGCGUGUUGUUGUCAACAUUGCGGCUACUCCCAACUUUAACCUCGACUGGUUGACUGGUUUCUUCGGCAAGCUGUCCGUCGAGCAGUCUCUGGACUGCUUGGACGCCAUGAUGAAGCACAACAUCCGCCAGAACCUGCAGUCUGUCGUUCAGGUCGCUACCAAGUACUCUGAUCUUCUCGGCCCCGUUCACUUGAUCGACCUUUUCGAGAAGUACAAGACUGCCGAGGGUCUCUUCUACUACCUCGGCAGCAUUGUCAACCUGUCCGAGGACCCCGACGUUCACUUCAAGUACAUUGAGGCUGCCACCAAGAUGGGACAGUUCAACGAGGUCGAGCGUAUCUGCAGAGACAGCAACUACUACAACGCCGAGAAGGUCAAGAACUUCCUCAAGGAGGCCAAGCUCCAGGAGCAACUUCCUCUCAUCAUCGUGUGCGACCGCUUCAACUUUGUUCACGAUUUGGUCUUGUAUCUCUACCAACAGCAGCAGUUCAAGUCCAUCGAGACCUACGUCCAGCGUGUCAACCCUAGCAGAACGCCCGCCGUCAUCGGCGGUCUGUUGGAUGUCGACUGCGACGAGAGUAUCAUCAAGAACUUGCUCUCCACCGUCAACCCUGCAUCGAUUCCCAUCGACGAACUUGUGUCUGAGGUCGAGACUCGCAACCGUCUCAAGCUUCUCCUGCCUUUCCUGGAGGCCACUCUGGCCGCUGGUAACCAGCAACAAGCUGUGUACAACGCUCUCGCCAAGAUCUACAUCGACUCCAACAACAACCCCGAGAAGUUCCUGAAGGAGAACGACCAGUACGACACCCUCGUCGUUGGUAAGUACUGCGAGAAGCGUGACCCCAACUUGGCUUUCAUCGCCUACUCCAAGGGUCAGAACGACCUCGAGCUCGUCAACAUUACGAACGAGAACGGCAUGUACCGUAACCAGGCGCGCUACUUGCUCGAGCGUGCGGACCGCGAGCUCUGGACCUUCGUGCUCAGCGAGAACAACAUUCACCGCCGCUCGGUCAUUGACCAAGUGAACGCCACCGCCGUUCCCGAGUCUACCGACCCCUCCAAGGUCUCCGAGGCCGUCGCCGCUUUCUUGGCUUGCGAUCUUCCUCUUGAGCUCAUUGAGCUGCUCGAGAAGAUUGUCCUCGAGCCCUCGCCAUUCAGCGACAAUGCCAACCUGCAAAACCUGCUGCUGUUCACCGCUGCCAAGGCUGACAAGGGUAAGGUUAUGGACUACAUCCAUCGCCUGGACAACUUCAGCGCUCCCGACAUUGCCUCAGCCUGUAUCGACGUUGGUCUCCACGAGGAGGCCUUCGAGAUCUUUAAGAAGACCGGCGACAAGACCGCCGCUGUCAACGUCCUCGUCGAGAAUGUCGUCAGCAUCGACCGUGCGCAGGCCUACGCCGAGGAGGUUGAUUUGCCCGAAGUCUGGAGCAAGGUUGCCAAGGCCCAGCUCGACGGCCUCCGUGUCAGCGACUCUAUUGAGUCCUACAUCAAGGCCGAGGACCCCAAGAACUACGAGGAGGUCAUUGAGACCGCCGCUCGUGCUGGCAAGGAUGAGGAUCUCAUCAAGUUCUUGCGCAUGGCUAGAAAGACCAUGCGUGAGCCCGCCAUUGACACGGCCCUCGCCUUCUGCUACGCUCGUCUGGACGAACUUGGCGAGCUGGAGGACUUCCUGCGUGGCACUAACGUUGCCAACAUUGAGGAGUCCGGAGACAAGGCUUAUGAGGACGGUCUCUACCAGGCUGCCAAGAUUUUCUUCACCAGCAUCUCCAACUGGGCUAAGCUGGCGACUACCCUCGUCCACCUUGAGGAGUACCAGGCCGCCGUCGAGUGCGCUCGCAAGGCCAACAACAUCAAGGUCUGGAAGCAGGUGCACGAGGCCUGUGUGGAGAAGAAGGAGUUCCGUCUGGCCCAGAUCUGCGGUCUCAACCUGAUCGUUGAUGCCGAGCAGCUCCAGGCACUCGUCAAGCAAUAUGAGCGCAACGGAUACUUCGAUGAGCUCAUCAGUCUCUUGGAGGCUGGCUUGGGUCUGGAGCGUGCCCACAUGGGAAUGUUCACGGAGCUUGGCAUUGCCCUCUCCAAGUACCACCCCGAGCGUCUCAUGGAGCACCUGAAGCUUUUCUGGAGCAGAAUGAACCUGCCCAAGAUCAUCCGUGCUUGCGAGGAGGCAAACCUGUGGCCCGAGCUCGUUUUCUGCUACUACCACUACGAUGAAUUUGACAACGCCGCCCUGGCUGUCAUUGAGCGCCCCGAGAACUCCUGGGAGCACCAGCAGUUCAAGGAGAUCGUCGUCAAGGUUGCCAACCUGGAGAUCUACUACCGCGCCAUCAACUUCUACCUCGAGCAGCACCCCUCUCUGCUCACCGACCUCCUGCAGGCACUUACUCCUCGCAUCGAUGUCAACCGUGUCGUCAAGAUGUUUGAGAAGAGCGACAACCUGCCUCUGAUCAAGCCCUUCCUCGUUAACGUUCAGACCCAGAACAAGCGCACGGUCAACAACGCAAUCAACGACUUGUUGAUUGAGGAGGAGGACUACAAGACGCUGCGUGACUCAGUAGAGAACUACGACAACUACGACCCCGUUGAGCUGGCCGCUCGUCUGGAGAAGCACGACUUGAUCUUUUUCCGCCAGAUUGCUGCCAGCAUCUACCGCAAGAACAAGAGAUGGGAGAAGUCCAUAGCCCUCUCCAAGCAGGACAAGCUCUUCAAGGAUGCUAUUGAGACCGCCGCCAUCUCGGGUAAGACCGAUAUUGUGGAGGACCUGCUCCGAUACUUCGUCGAUAUCGGUAGCCGCGAGUGCUACGUUGGUAUGCUCUACUCUUGCUACGACCUCAUCCGCCCCGACUUGGUUCUGGAAAUCUCAUGGCGCCACGGUCUCAACGACUUCACCAUGCCGUACAUGAUCAACAUGCUGUGCCAGCAGACCAAGGAGUUGGCGACUCUGAAGGCCGACAACGAGGCCCGCAAGAGCAAGGAGAAGGAGAAGGAGAAGGACGAGGACAACACCCCGAUCCUUGGCGGAAACCGUCUUAUGAUUACUGCCGGCCCCGGCGGCAUGGGUGGUGGCUCUCCCGCGCCGUAUGGCCAGACGAACGGAUUUGCGCCCCAGCCUACCGGCUUUGGAUUCUAG